Molecule: messenger RNA, 5727 nt
Organism: Dioscorea cayenensis subsp. rotundata (Guinea yam)
Lineage: Eukaryota; Viridiplantae; Streptophyta; Magnoliopsida; Dioscoreales; Dioscoreaceae
Product: proteasome activator subunit 4
Exons: 35
Coding region: 104-5539 (1811 amino acids)
Biological process (GO): proteasomal ubiquitin-independent protein catabolic process
Cellular component (GO): nucleus; cytosol
Molecular function (GO): proteasome binding; peptidase activator activity
Source: RefSeq, a predicted model, not a curated record
AAAGGAAAACCCAAAAAGAAAUUAGAGAUCCCUAUAAAUACCUGCGAGUAUUCGCAUCUCCAGCGAAGAAGAAGAAGCCAGAGAGAGAGAGAGAGAGAGAGAGAUGCAUCUCUACAAUGCUUGGUUGCCGCCGUCGGUGGCGGAGGAGACGAAGAGGGAGGCUGAGUCCUUCACCGCCGCGGUGAGAUCCGUCCGCUGCUUGUGGCGCCCUGAUGAUGCCGACUCUGUCUAUGCUACUCUCAAAUGGAUCUCCGUUCUUGAACUUUUCAUUAAAGCGAAAAGUGAAGUUUCUUUGGUUGAUGUAAAGAAGCUCGUGGAAUUUGGCUUCGAACUGUUUUAUGUGUCGCAAGAUAAACUUUAUGCUCAGGUUAGAUGGGGAAGUUUCUUGGUUAAACUUUUGAGGAAGUAUGGGAAGAAGUUGGCAUUGACCGUCCCAUGGAGACCGCUAUAUGAAACUUUGAUGUGCACUCACUUCAAGAGAAGCACAGGUCCUGAAGGGUGGAGAUUAAGGCAACGUCAUUUCGAGACAGUGACAUCCCUUGUUCGUUCGUGCCGGAAGUUCUUCCCUGCAGGUUCUGCAUCUGAAAUAUGGUCUGAGUUCAGGGCUUUAAUGGAAAAUCCCUGGCAUAACUCUUCGUUUGAAGGUUCUGGAUUCAUAAGACUAUUUCUUCCAAUGAACUCUGAGAAUCAUGAUUAUUUCACAAGUGAUUGGAUAAAAGAGUGUCUUGGUCUGUGGGACCUGGUACCAAAUUGCCAAUUUUGGGAUAUUCAGUGGGCUUUUGUUUUUGCCCGUUGUAUAAAGAACUGCAAGUCAAUUGACUGGGAGCCUUUUCUGCCAAUCCUCUUUUCUCGGUAUUUGAAUAUGUUUGAGGUACCGGUAUCAAAUGCCAAUGGAUCUUAUCCUUUUCCUUUAGAAGUUCAUAGAAAUACAAGGUUUUUGUUUUCCAGCAAAAUGGGUUCUCCGGCCAAGGCAAUAGCAAAAUCGAUUGUCCAAUUGUUGAAGCCUGGCAGUCUAGCACAAGAAAACUUUGAGAGAUUGGCUAAUCUAUUAGAGCAAUAUUACCACCCAUCAAAUGGUGGCCGCUGGUCAUACUCCUUAGAGCGGUUCUUGCGCCACUUAGUAAUCGCCUUCCAGAAACGUCUUCAACAAGAACAAGUAGCUACCGACGCUAACAGACAACCUGAAUUUCGUUUGGGGAAACUAGAAAGAUCUUCUUUUGUGAGAACGGUGCUUAAAUUAAUUGACCGUGGUCAAUAUAGCAAAAAUGAUUCCCUUGCUGAGACAGUUGCAGUUGCAACUUCAAUGUUGGCAUAUGUGGAACCCACUUUGGUUCUUCCUUUUAUUGCAUCUCGAUUUCAUUUGGCCUUGGAGACGAUGACAGCUACCCACCAAUUGAAAUCUGCUGUCACAUCUGUCGCAUUUGCUGGCCGUGCUCUCCUUCUUGCUUCUGUUUCUGAACCUAUUCAAACUGAUGAUCUUGGUGCCACGGAUAUCUCCAUGGAUCUCUUAAGAAUAUCACUGUCAAAUGCUCUCUUCGGCAUGGAUGCAAAUGAUCCCCCCAAGACCUUAGCAACCAUGCAACUAAUUAGUUCCAUAUUUUCUAAUUUAGCUAAGGUGGGUGCUAGUGAAGAGGGGCCUGCAUUCCUACAGAGCUUUAGUUUUUCAGAAUGGCUUGAUGAGUUCUUUUGCAAUUUAUUUUCUCUACUUCAGCAUUUGGAACCUAGUAGUGUCAUAAAUGAGGGUAUCCAAACUUCAGUGACAUCAGGAACUUUUCUUGUCGAGGACAGUCCUUACUACUUUUGCAUGUUGGAAAUCUUACUUGGAAAACUAUCCAAACCAUUACUCAAUCAGUCAUUGAGGAAAAUAUCAAAGUUUAUCAGCAGAAGUGUUCUUCCAGGAGCAACUGCUGAGGUUGGGCUGCUUUGUUGUGCUUGUGUUUGUUCUAAUCCAGAAGAGGCAGCUGCCCACCUUAUCAAACCAAUCCUAAUGUCUAUAAACUCUUCUUUAAAAGGAACACCAGUUACUGGUUUUGGUGGAAGAGGUGCUUCUGAAGUAUCAUUUUCGAGAAAGUCAACACUUUCUCCAGCUUUAGAAACAUCUGUUGAGUACCAUUUAAAGAUAUUAGCAAUUGCCAUCAGCUAUGGGGGCCCUGCACUGAUCCAGUACAAAGAUGAACUGAAGGAGGCAAUUGCAUCUGCAUUUCAAGCCCCUUCUUGGAAGGUCAAUGGAGCUGGUGAUCAUGUUCUUCGCUCUCUCCUUGGUAGUCUUGUCCUGUAUUACCCUAUUGACCAGUAUAGGCCAUUUACAUUUCAGCCUGGUGCCUCUGUCCUGGAAGAAUGGGGUUGCUCAAAAAGCAAGGACAAUGUAAAGAAUGAACAGGCCAAUCUUCUUCCUAAAUGGCAUAUUCCUGCUCCUGAGGAACUCUUCUUUGCAAACGAGCUCUUGGAUCUCCAUCUAGUAUCUGCAUUGGAUGAUUUGCUUAGAAUUUGCCAAAACAAAAUCCACACUGACACAGGAGAUGAGAAGGAACACUUAAAAGUGACACUGUUGCGCAUAUACUCUUCAUUACAAGGUGUUAUGUCAUGCUUGCCUGAUAUGCGUCCAACAUGUAAAAAUAAGGGGGAAAGAGACUUGGAUGGCAGUUAUUUUUUCAUUGCCGGAGCAGUUGGUUCAUCUGUUGGUAGUUCAGAGCUGAGAGAAAAGGCUGCUGAAGACAUUCAUGUAGCUUGCAAGUAUUUACUGAAAGAAAGAUCUGAUGAUAGUGUCCUUUUGAUGCUUAUCAUUCGUAUUAUGGAUGCUUUAGGAAAUUUUGGAAACUUGGAGUAUGAGGAAUGGUCAAAUCACAUUCAAGCAUGGAAGUUGGAAUCUGCUGCAAUUAUUGAGCCACCAUGUAACUUUAUUAUAUCAUCCCAUGCCCCGGGAAAGAGAAGACCUAGGUGGGCGCUCAUUGAUAAAGCUUAUAUGCACAAUCUGUGGAGAUGCUCACAGCAAGCAUAUCAUAAAUUCCGAACCGAUUCCAGUUUGUCUCCAUCAGGACACGUGAUCAUUCUGAUGGAUGAUCUACUAGAUCUAUCUUUACACAAUUAUGAAACUGUUCGCUCACUUGCUGGAAGAUCCCUUUCAAUGAUGCUGAAAAGGUGGCCAUCUUUGACUGCCAAUUGUGUUCUUAGAUUCACUGGAAAUCUUUGUGAUCCAAAAUCACCUGAGCAUGUUAUACUUGGCUCUUGCGCAAUUCUUGCAUCUCAAAAUGUUCUCCGGCAUCUUACAACGGAUGCGGCUUCAUUCUCAUCCUUUGUCACUGGCCUUCUUGCUAGCUCCCAUCAUGAAUCACUCAAGGCUCAGAAAGCUAUUACUGAGCUAUUUGUCAAGUACAAUAUUCACUUCUCUGGAAUCUCAAGGAGUUUUUUCAAAAGUUUAGAUGGCCAAACAAAUGGGUCUGGGUUUUCAAAUUUGAUUUCUCAGAUCAGUUCAUUGAGCUUUGACACAAAUGGCUUGCAUUGGCGGUACAAUCUGAUGGCAAAUAGGGUCCUGCUUUUGUUGACUUUGUCUUCUAGAACCCAUUCAAAUUUGCCAUCUAACGUUAUAGAAGAGACUGCUGCUCAUUUUUUAAGAAAUUUAAAAAGUCAAUUGCCCCAAUCAAGAAUGCUUGCGAUAUCUGCUCUGAACACUCUAUUACAAGGAGCUCCUCAUAAAAAUAAAAGCUUGGGCCUAGAAAAAAAUCUUUCAGCUGACAAUCUCCAAGUAAAUUCCAACUCUUCUCUUGGAGGAAUUUUGAGUCAAAUAUAUAAAGAGGAGGGGUUUUUCAGUGAGACAUUGAACAGUCUGUCUCAUGUGCAUAUAAUUUCUGAUACAGAUAGCACAUCUAAAGGGAAUCAUGGGUCUUCAUCCUUUCAGAGCCUGGCGGAUAAGGCCAUUACCUUUUUCUAUUUUGACUUUUCAGCUUCAUGGCCACGAACACCAAGUUGGAUAUCUUUGUUAGGAGGUGAUACUUUUUACUCCAAUUUUGCAAGAAUAUUUAAACGGUUGGCGCAAGAAUGCGGAACCCCAAUUUUACAGGAGCUUCAAAGCACACUAGCAGAAUUUUCAUGUGCAAAAGAGAGGUCAAAACAAUGUGUGGCUGCUGAAGUCUUGGCUGGAAUACUUCAUUCUGAUAUUAAUGGGCUUUUAGAAGCAUGGGAUAGUUGGAUAGUGCUUUAUUUUCAAAAGAUCAUUGGAGCUCCAUCUGUAGAAUCAAUACCUGAAUGGGCAGCAUGUAUACGUUAUGCAGUUACGGGGAAAGGAAAAAAUGGCACAGGAGUUCCUCUUCUUCGGCAGAGAAUUUUAGAUUGUUUAGAAAAACCAUUGUCACAAACUUUAACAACAAAUGUUGUGACUAAGAGGUAUGCAUUCCUGUCUGUUGUGCUUAUUGAGAUCUCUCCUCAAAGGAUGCCCACAGAGGAGCUAGAAUUUCAUUACAGACUUAUGGAUGAAUUAUUGGAUAAUCUAAGUCAUCCAUCUGCCCAGGUGAGGGAAGUUAUUGGCAUAACACUUUCUGUGCUAUGUUCAAACUUGAGGCUCUCUGCAACUUUUGGUCAAACACAUUCAAUAAAUUAUGGAGACAGUCGCAUGGUUGAGUCACCUCAAAGGGAUGAUUGGGCUACUGUUCUGACUGAUAGAGCUUCUGAAUUGGCAAUGAAUAUCCAAAGUAUGGAGUCUCUGGCAGACAUGGCUGAUGAAAAUGGUUCUAUCAACAUGGAAGCCCAAGCUGAUGUCAGGAGAAUGGAGACGUUGUUCCAUUUUAUUAUUUCGUCACUGAAGUCUGGAAGGUCUUCAUAUUUGUUGGACAUAAUAGUUGGGCUUCUUUACCCUGUCAUCUCCUUGCAAGAGACAUCGAGUAAAGACUUGACUACAUUGGCUAAGGCAGCUUUUGAAUUACUUAAAUGGAGAAUUCUAUCCCGCCCUUUGUUAGAAAAGGCUGUUUCCGUGAUCCUUUCUUCCGCCAAUGAUCCUAACUGGCAUACUAGAUUUGCAUCUCUCACCUAUCUCCGUACCUUUAUGUACAGGCAUACUUUCACUCUCUCAAAUUCAGAGAAACAACAAAUUUGGAAAAAUAUUGAGAACCUCCUCGUGGACAGCCAAGUGGAGGUAAGGGAACAUGCUGCCGGGGUUCUUGCAAGCCUGAUGAAGGGUGGAGAUGAAUGGUUGUCUAGUGACUUUCGUGUUAGAGCAUAUGCAGUAGCUCAAUCAAUUCAGAAUAAACGAAGGCAAAGAAAUAGAGGUUCUGGUCAACCUGUGGCUUCCGUACAUGGUGCAGUUCUUGCUUUGGCUGCUUCAGUGCUGUCAGUUCCCUAUGAUAUGCCAAGUUGGCUACCUGAGCAUGUCACAUUGCUAGCACGGUUCAUCAACGAACCAUCCCCGGUGAAAUCGACAGUCACAAAAGCAGUUGCGGAGUUCAGGCGAACUCAUGCAGAUACUUGGAACCUACAGAAGGAGUCAUUCACUGAAGAGCAACUGGAGGUUUUGGCAGAUACAUCAUCAUCGUCUUCAUACUUUGCGUGAGAAGGACUAUUGUCAGUUACAAACAAAAUUUUAGAGGAAAUAGGCAAUAAUUUGUUGAUUUAAUUUGCUACAGGAAUACCCAAAAAAAAAAAAAUGUGGGGCCUAUUCUUCUUUCAUAAACAAAGGCCACCCUUUGUUGUAUCAACCAUUUGUUCUAUAUUAUAAAACUUAAUAAUGAUUGAUGACAA